This is a messenger RNA of Triticum dicoccoides, 654 nucleotides long. RefSeq lists its product as uncharacterized. The coding region runs from base 130 to 522 and encodes 130 amino acids. NCBI's taxonomy places the organism in Eukaryota, Viridiplantae, Streptophyta, Magnoliopsida, Poales, Poaceae. The transcript has 2 exons. The record is from RefSeq and is a predicted model, not a curated record.
UCCACUCUCCAACUCUCUCCAUCGUCGAAUCCCAAAGCUUCCGCCUCUCUCAAAACCUCAAAAACCACCUGCAGAUCAUCCCCUCAGUUCUAUCGAUCAAGAAGCCGUAGUAGGUGAGGCCAGUGACCUAUGGGGAACUCGUACAGCAACGGCGGCUCGUCGUCGGGGCACCUGCAGGCGCCGGAGCUGCCGCUGCACCUCUGCUUCUUCCUCCUCGUGCUGUUCGUCUUCCUCGGCUUCUCCUGGUACAUGAGCUACGAGUCGGUGGCGGAGACCUUCGCCGACCAGGGCAAGCUCCUGCUCAUGGUGUCCCCGCUCGCGCUGCUCCUCGCGGUGCGGCUGCUGUCGGGAGGCGACGGCGACGGGCGGCGCGUCGACCAGCUGAUGUCCAUGUCGAUGCCGGAGAGGGACUCCAUCCACCGCGCCGGGGGGUCGCCGUGGGGCGUCGGGCUCCUGCUCGUGCUGCUCAUCGUCAUGGUCUCAUACCAGUCCAACUUCCGGGAGAGGUGGUUCGCACUCUAGUGUCAUAGUGCAUGUACCUGUGUAACCCGAAACAUGUGCAUGGCUACGCGCAAGCACCCGUGUAACCCGAACUAAGGCCAUUUCUAACACACCCCAAUAAACAAAGGAGGAUACGGUGGAGUAAAGAACGCA